Molecule: messenger RNA, 642 nt
Organism: Colletotrichum spaethianum
Lineage: Eukaryota; Fungi; Ascomycota; Sordariomycetes; Glomerellales; Glomerellaceae
Exons: 2
Coding region: 1-642 (213 amino acids)
Molecular function (GO): acyltransferase activity, transferring groups other than amino-acyl groups
Source: RefSeq, a predicted model, not a curated record
AUGCCAAUCGAAGUUCAGACCAUUGUCGAGGCCGACUGUCGGCGCUGUGCCGAGAUUGAGCACCUGGCGUUCGCAGAAAGCCCGUUCAACAAUCUGCUUUUCCCCGGUCCCCUCCCGGGCGAUUUUUUGGGGUUUCGAGCGGACGACCUGGCCAAACAGCUUCGAGAGGACCCAACCGUGCGCAUGUUCAAGGCAGUGGACACUGCGCUCUCGGGCGACGAGGCCAUCGUCGCCUGGAGCAAGUUCAACAUAUACGCCGAAGGCAUGCCAGUGCCAAAGCCCCGCGUCUGGGGGCCGGGGUGCAACGAGGAGGCGUGCAACGAGCUGUUUGGCGGCAUGGACAAGAUGCGCGAGCGUUUGAUGACAGGCAAGCCGGCCGUUUACCUCCACAUUCUUGUGACGGACCCUAAGCACCAGCGGCGCGGAGCUGGAUUGCAACUGAUGACGCCGACAAUGCAAGAGGCUGUCCGGCUGGGCGUGCCGGUGUAUCUGGAGUCCUCCGAGGCUGGGCAUCCUCUGUACACCAAGGCUGGAUUCAAGGAUGUCGAAGAGCAUCGGGUCGACUUUGGCAAGUUUGGCGCACAGCAGCCUCACUUGACGUGGGCCAUGAUGUGGGAGCUGCCCAACCGGCGAUGCCCUUGA